AUGGCUCAAGAUAACAGCAGCGUCGAACAACUUUACCAUAAGUUGAGCCCAAUUGAUGCCGCCAUCAACAGAGGAGAUCCCAUUGGCACAGAGGAGUUUUUAGCGGCCUUGGAUUCUUUGACCGCCGUGUUUGAUACUGCCGGAGUCGACAUGUUAGAGGGGGGAAGAAAUGAUAUGGCAGAGAACAUUGGUAAACUUCGUAAUCGGGCAAGCAGAUCCCCAGAAAAGUCGCAGCGUCUGCAAGACAUGAUCCUGGCAGAGCGUGCCGAAGGACAGCACGAUGCAACCGAGGCACUCCUGUGGCUCACCAGGGGUCUUGAGUUUUUCGUCGCGGCAAUGAAGCGAACUUUGGCCAACAGCUCCGAAAAGCUCUCGGAUAGCAUCAUGUCUGGAUAUAAGGAUACCUUAAAAAAGCACCACGGGUUCAUAGCUAAGACAGCUAUUAAGGUCGGUGUGUCGAAAACCUGUCCUUCCAGAGAGGAUCUGUUUGGUAGAUUGGGACAGGACAGCAGUUUAACGACGCGUUCACUUCAGGCGUCUGUUGGCUCAUUUGAAAAGAUUCUUGGAGUGCUGCAGCCUUUCCUUGCUAGGGCGGAUGUUAAAUUUUAG
Colletotrichum truncatum is the source of this 609-nucleotide messenger RNA. Its product is annotated as glycolipid transfer protein HET-C2. Gene Ontology annotation, biological process: intermembrane lipid transfer. The record is from RefSeq and is a predicted model, not a curated record. Gene Ontology annotation, molecular function: lipid transfer activity. Lineage: Eukaryota; Fungi; Ascomycota; Sordariomycetes; Glomerellales; Glomerellaceae. Gene Ontology annotation, cellular component: cytoplasm.